CGCUGGUGUCGCUAUUUUCAACUGCCUCACCAGCUAAAGACGCACUCAUCACGUCUAUACUCGCAACACAAGAUUGUAGUCUUGGUUUCCCAGCCUCGAUUCCUUACUGAUGAGGGACUUUCGGCCCGACUGACACAGGGAGAUGGGGGUACUCAAUAUUUCAGACCAGCCGCCUCUGGUCCAGGCCAUAUUUAACCGAAAUACUGAUGAAGUGAAGUUAUUUUUGCACAAGAAAGAUGAAGUCAAUUCACUGGACCAAGAGCGCCGCACACCUCUUCAUGCUGCUGCCUGGCUGGGGGACGUUCAUAUAAUGGAUCUUCUCAUCAGUGCAGGUGCGAAUGUCAAUGCAAAGGACCAUGUGUGGCUAACACCAUUGCACAGAGCGGCUGCUUCCAGAAACGAGAGGGCUGUGGGGCUACUGCUGAGGAAGGGAGCUGACGUGACCGUACGGGAUAAGUUCUGGCAGACACCACUGCACAUUGCAGCAGCCAACCGAGCUACGCGUUGUGUCGAGGCCCUGCUGCCCCACGUGACCAGCAUGAAUAUGGCCGACCGUACGGGCAGAUCGCCCCUGCAUCAUGCUGCUCAGAGUGGAUACCAGGAGAUGGUUAAAUUGCUGCUGAACAAGGGAGCAAAUCUGAGUGCCAGUGACAAGAAGGACAGGCAGCCCAUUCAUUGGGCAGCUUACCUUGGACAUCUGGAGGUGGUUAAGCUGCUGGUGUCUCAGGGCUCGGAUAAGAGCUGUAAGGAUAAGCGGGGAUACACCCCUCUCCACGCUGCUGCUGCCAGUGGCCACGUUGAUGUGGUCAAGUACCUGUUACGCAAUGGAGCCGAGAUUGAUGAGCCUAAUGCCUUUGGAAACACUGCUCUCCAUGUGGCCUGCUACACGGGACAGGAAGCCGUAGCCAACGAGCUGGUGAACCGUGGGGCCAACGUCAACCAGCCCAACCACCGUGGCUACACGCCCUUGCACCUGGCUGCCGUGUCCACCAAUGGGGCUCUUUGCCUGGAACUCCUGGUCAACAACGGUGCUGAUGUCAACAUGCAGAGUAAAGAAGGGAAAAGCCCUUUGCACAUGGCAGCCAUUCAUGGACGUUUCACUCGCUCUCAGAUCCUCAUUCAAAACGGUGGGGAGAUAGAUUGUGUGGACAGAUAUGGCAAUACUCCUCUUCAUGUUGCUGCUAAGUAUGGCCACGAGCUGCUUAUCAGCACCUUGAUGACAAACGGUGCUGACACAGCCAGACAAGGGAUUCAUGGGAUGUUUCCUCUACACUUAGCUGUGCUCUACGGGUCCUCUGACUGUUGUCGUAAGCUACUUUCCUCAGGUCAGCUCUACAGCAUUGUGUUGUCAAUGAGUAAAGAACACGUGCUCUCGGCCGGAUUUGACAUCAACACCCCAGACAAUUUUGGGAGGACCUGUCUACACGCUGCUGCCUCUGGAGGAAAUAUUGAAUGUCUCAACCUGCUCUUAAGCAGUGGAGCUGACAUGAAUAAGAAGGACAAGUUUGGAAGGACUCCUUUGCACUAUGCGGCUGCUAACGGGAGGUAUCAGUGUGUGGUCAUUCUGGUUGGAGCGGGGGCAGAGGUCAAUGAGCGCGACCGCUCUGGCUGUACACCUCUACACUACUCGGCUGCAUCGACUGCAUUCUGCAGAACGGACCGGCCCCAUGCCAGCACCCAUCAGAACCAAGAGGAUGGGGAGAAGGAAUCCUUCCUGUGUGUGGAGCAUUUGUUGGAUAACGGUGCUGAUCCAUCUCUGUGCAACACUAAAGGAUACAGUGCUGUGCAUUACGCUGCGGCCCACGGCAACAAACAAAACCUGGAGCUGCUUUUGGAGAUGUGCUUCAACACAGUUGGAGACAAGGAAAGCAAUGGGUCCGUCAGCCCACUACACUUGGCGGUGGAGUCAGGUCACUGGGAAUGUGUCACAGUGUUAAUUGAGUCUGGAGCAUGUGUGGAUGCAUGUGACCCGGUGGGGCGCUCUGUGCUGUAUGUGGCCUCUCAAAAAGGACACGCCCGCUGCGUAGAGCUCCUGCUCGGCCAGUCAGCAUCUUGCCUGCUCACAGAACACUGUAGCAAAUGGGGUCCUCUUCAUGUUGCAGCUGCCAACGGCCACUCAGAAUGUCUGCGGAUGCUGCUCUGUAGUGAGGGAGGAGCCGACCUUGUUAAUGUUACAGACGCGGAGGGACAAACUCCACUAAUGCUGGCAGUGUUGGGGGGACACACUGACUGCGUGCAUCUGCUGCUGGAGAGAGGAGCUUGCCCUGAUAUGCGAGACAGGAGAGGAAGAACAGCCUUACACAGAGGGGCGGUGAUGGGUCGGGAGGACUGUAUAACCGCCCUGCUGUCCCACAAUGUCUCAGUCCUUAGCAGAGAUUUUCAGGGGCGAACCGCGGUCCAUCUGGCUGCCUCUUGCGGCCAUGCUGACAUUCUCUCCAAUCUUCUUUCUGCUGCUGACCACUCCCAUCCCCACGACCCAAUCACAGACCGCCACGGCUACACACCCGCACACUGGGCAGCCUAUCACGGUCAUGAAGACUGUUUGGACGUUUUACUUGAACUUAAACCAUGUAGUAUCCAGGAGGGAAACCCCUUCACCCCACUGCACUGUGCUCUCAUUAAUGGCCAUAGUGGUUCUGCUGAGCUGCUGUUGGAAUCCAGUGGUUGUAAUUCGCUGGUAAACAUCAGGGAUGCCAAAGGAAGGACCCCGCUUCACGCGGCCGCAGUUGCCGAGGACGUGGCUGGGCUGCAGCUGGUUCUGCGGCAUGGAGCUGACAUCAAUGCCGUGGACCACUCAGGGCGUUCUGCACUGAUGGUGGCUGCCGAUAAUGGCCAAAGCGGUGCAGUAGCCCUGCUGCUGCACAGAGCCAAAGCUGACCUGUCCCUCCUGGAUGUGAACAAGAACACUGCCCUGCACCUGGCCUGCAGCAAGGCUCAUGAAAUGUGUGCCAUGCUGAUCUUGAAGGAGAUCCACAACCCUAUCCUCAUAAACGCAACCAACAGUAUGCUUCAGAUGCCCCUCCAUAUUGCCGCCAGGAAUGGUUUGGCAACCGUGGUUCAGGCCUUACUGAAUCGUGGAGCCACAGUGCUGGCAGUGGAUGAGGAAGGUCAUACGCCAGCCCUGGCUUGCGCAUCCAAUAAAGCUGUUGCCGACUGCCUAGCUCUCAUUCUGUCAACCAUGAAGCCUUCCUCUUCCACACCUUCCUCAUCCUCGCCCUCUUCUCCCAGCCUCAACCUGCUCAAGCACUGUGGCAUCACAGCCGCCUGCCCCCCCCUGCCCAAUGGAGGCCUUCGCCAUGGUUACGGCAAAGAUCGCCAUGGUGCUACCAUCGGCUUGGAUGGCUGCUUGACCGAGUGAGGCGUUCUUACUUGUUAAAAAAAAAAAAGCGCGUGGUCGCUUGGUUUGGUCCUCUCUACACACCUAGAUAAACCUAUAUGCAAUUACAGCCACACAUCCCUCCUGUGCCAGUAUCAAAGCUUUUCUUCACGUCUCAGUAGAGAGCGAACACGAGAGGACAAAUUUAGCUAUUUAUUUCUAUUUAUUUUUCCCCACUUUUCUUUUCAUCCCACCCCCUGACUCCCAUCUUAGAUGCUGUCCAUUCAAUAUGAGUCUAAGUCUAAAAUCUGAAUCUAAGCCAUCUAUUCGAACCAGUAUCCAUCACUGGCGAGUCAGUCCUUUAUUUCUUCAUUGCAGUCGAUUUUGACUCGGUUUAUGUUAGAAUUAUGCAGCUGUGUGUCUCCAUGGUAACAGUGACAAUGGAUGGGUUUCCAUAUCAUGCCUCCUAUUUGCGUGACGCUGUGGCCUUGCAUAGGAAUUUACAGCCUGCCCUGAGGAACAAUUUAAACGGGUUACACUAGAUUUGCAUGAAUUUGCGGGACCAUGUAUUUGAUAGUGGUCUUGUGUGUGUGCGUGUGUUUGUGUGAGUGCGUGCGUGUGUAUGUGUGACAUCCACUUUUGCGCAACAGUCCAAGUUUUUCAUCCCAUACUUGAUUCUUACUUUUGAGGUUUUUAUGUGAGGUGCAAUCUGAAUUAGCACAGAUCAGGAAAAAAACAAACAACCUAACAGAAUCGUUUUGACAGAAGGGAAACCAUACUACCUUAAGCCAAAAGACCAAUGACCUCCUGGUAGAGGGGUCCGAUACAAUAUAAUGCUUGUUUACUGUUAGAGAAAAAAAGGGAUAGUGUUUGGAUGGGUUUUGAGGUGGAAAAUUCAUAUUAGGUUUACAAUGAUGGUAAUAGGUAGUCCAGAUCACUGUUUGUAGGUGGGCAGAAGAAAGAGGAGUUUAAAGUGUCAUGAUUUUGAGCGUUUAAAACAUUAUGAAGAUACUACACUAAGGAAGUAUAGAAAGCACAAAUGUCAUUACAGAUGCAAACGUCAUACACAGUACUUGCUCCUUGAAACCUUUUGUUUUAUUUUGGGUUUUUUUGGGUUGGCAGGGCUUCGUAAAAUAUCUUCAAUUAAAUCUAUUGCUUUGCUAGUUUAUCGUUAUAAUAUUUAGUGUGGAGUUGCUUUCACAGUGCCUACUGAUUUCAUUUUGUCUACCUAGGGUCCAAUCAGUUAAACACACCAUAUGCGCUCCCCGAAGUUUUCAAAAUGGUGCUUUGACCAGUGAAACAUGAGUUAAGUAUUUCACUAUAAUCCGUUAUGAAAUGAUUACCUAAAUAGAUGAAUGAACGAUUCAUAUAUCAGAACCCACUUGGGGGAGUGUAUAUGUCAAAUUUGCAAAAAUUAAGUGUUGAGUCUGAUUGGACCUUUUUACAUUUGUUUAUGGUGUUGGGGAGCAGUCAUGGGUAUGACCAAAGUUGUGCGAUUUCUAAAUAGCAUUUUAUUAGGAACUUGUAGAUAUAAAAAAAAAAAGACAUUAUCUUUUCAAUUAAAAUAUUGAAAUAAUAUUCACCCCUCCUCUUUAUAAAAUGCUUCCUUGUUGCCAAAGGUAGAUUAACAAAGUUAAGAUUGUGCUUCCUUUAGGUUUUUGCACCUAAACACAAAAUAAGAACAUGUGAAUGAGUGUUAGAAACAUCCCUCUUUUUUUUUUUUUGUGCACCACAAACAGGCAAUAUAUGCUCAGUCAGUAAUGAGACAAUCAGUUGAAAGGGCUUUUAAUUUUGCCAUAGAUUUCGUUUUUUCCUAAACAAGCAAAAGCAUCAAUAUUUUUUAACAAUUAGGAAGAUCUGUACCCCUUAAUUCAAGACAUCUAUGAACUAAUGCAUACUUCAGGCGUGAAAUGUGGACUUGUUCUCAAUUAUACCAAUACUAUUACUUUUCAUUACGGUAUAUCAGGAUUUUAGUGAUGUAGAUAGAGUAGUAUUGUAACUGAUAUUUUAUUGAUGAAUGAAGGUGCGUAGAAAAAUGAAACUGUAACGUUAGAUGUUUAAAGGCUGUGUGGAGAGCAUAUUUAUACUGAUGAAAUGACCUCUUCGUCAAUGUAAUAAGUUUUGGCUGCUUAAACAAGUUUCUCCACUUCGCGCUGGCCUGAUAUAAAGCACUUGCUUGUUCAGUAACAAAAAAAGAUUGAAAAAAAUAAGCUUUUGCAUCUAUCACAAGCUGUAAAUGGGCAAAUAUCUGACCUCUACUUGCUAGAGUACAAACAUGCAUGUGUGCAAAUCAAAUUAGUCAAGUUAUAUCAGUGUUUUGCCUGGGAAAUAUUUCUAAAUUGGCUACAUGACUAAGAGGAAGUUCCUUUGUGGGAGUUUAAUUCAAGCUUAUUUACCUGUACUUGAUCUUGACGUUAUCACGUACACUAACUUUUGCUGCAGUUUGGUGGAGGGGAAGUAAUGCGUGUAUUGACAGCACAGGGUACGAUAAUGAAGUGCAAGUUGAUGUUGAGCUUGAAGUUAUUUGCACUGCCAGUUUAUACUGCUUGUAGUUGUAGAAAAACAAAUGAUUAUUUAUAAAUUUAGUCUAGCUAGUCAUACCACACGUAGUUGAGUUUGAAAAACAAGUGCCCGUGGAGCCUGUGAUUAGUAAUACAUUUCAUUUGGUGCAGGAAAAAGUGCUGCUUUCAAUUGUAUCUUGGAGCUAAUUUUUUUUAGAGGUGAUCUUUGUCUAUUUAUUAGCGAUAAUAAUUCUUAUCCAGCCAAAACCAACUAAAACAUACUUGUUUUAAUUCCUCAAAUUUCUAAUUGUCUUAUUGGCAUUGCACUAAAAUUGUUGAAUUGUUUCGUCGAAUGUAUGCCGUGAUGGUAGCAGCUUGCUUCGAUGUUGGUGAAAAUCUUGUAUGCAGUAGUUAGCGAUUAAAUAAUUAGCUUGACAACAGGAACUUUGGAACUGAACCCUUUCAGAACUUUUAAUAGAUUGAGUUGGUGCAUUUGGUGUUCGGUGUUCGAACAAUAAGGGAACCGGUCACAAAGUGGCAAGACUUUUUUUUUUUUUUUUUUUAAUAAGGGUAGAGUAUAACUUAUAAAGGGGAGUUUCCUCCCUAAAAUCAUUUAGUGCCAUAACUUUUCUUUUCCCUUUCUCAUUAUGAUACAUUUGUAAAAUGUGAAUGAAUGAUUCCUUGGGUUCAGUUUUUGAGUGUGCAUCAAGACCAUUACCAAAAAAAAGAAAAAGAACGAAGUCUAAGCUAACAUAAGCUACUGUGCCCAUUUAUAUAUAUUUUUUGGAGAUCCACAUAGUGUGUUAAUUUUUGUAAAAUGCCAGUACGUUCACAAUCAGACUGUCUCAAAAUGCCAGUAUAUUCUUAACUAAGCUAUACUGAUGGGCUGGUUAGCUCUUCGUGGAGCUCCUCUUCACCCAUUUAAGUGAAAGCUUUCAUGGCUAAGCCAUAACUUGGCAUUUGCCCUUAUCAAUCGAAUAGCCGGAUUUGAGUCAUUCAGUCAACGGCUCCUUCAAAAACAAUAUUUUAUAAAUCUUCCAUUGUAAUCGAGCAUACCCACGAACCAUUGAUAAUUUGAGGUUUAUGUCUACGCAAUGGAAUUAUGAAGCGCCUUAAUUUCAUUAUUAACUGAAGGGCAAAUUUUGAAAUUUACCAAAACGACACACUUUACCUAGCUUUUCUCGUUUUAUUCUGGAUCAACAAAUUGUGCAGUUUUAGGAGCUUUUUGUGUUUGUUUUUUACACAACUUUGCUAUGAAGGGCCAGCUUUCAUUGCCUGUUGACCAAGCUAUAAUGGUUGCAGUUACUUGCAGGCAGUUGGAAACUAGAGUUGUCUAAUAAUUGUAACCAUUUUGUUGGAAAGCAGAUUAAUUGUAGCUAACUCAGUGUCCUUAUUGUAUGUCAAUCCUUGCAUAUUUGUAUCGAUAUCAUUUGUUUUUCUCGCAAAGGUAUUAAUGGCUGAUAGAAUGUCUGAUUUACCUCAGCGGACCUCAGCGUCCCUACUACUUGAAGACACAUCCAUUUAAGGCAAUACUCAAAACACCCGUUUCAUUUAACCUUUGUCUAUCUCCCAACUUUUUGCCUUAAGAGGAAACGGUAUAGUUCAGCAGUCGCAGCACUUGUGAGAGAUUUUGUUGUUAACCUGGGAUCUCAUUUCGAUGAGAUUCAUAAGCACACAGUUUUGCUGAAAGAUGUACCAUACUGGCUUCUCGCCUAAAAUUAAUCAUUUUCAUUAAAUAUAUUAGGAGUUUUUGCACUAGAAUAUAGAAAAAAUAAAAAUUGUCUUUUUUUUUUUUUUUUUUUUUUUUUUUUUUUUUUUAAUACUUGUGUAUUUACCUGAAAUAAUUUGGAACGGCUAAUAUUUUACCAUGAAACUAGAAACUCUUUGAGGAGAAAAAAAAAAAAAUCGUGUUGGAUUUAGUUCUCCUAAAUGAAGUGACAAAAGUACUGAUUUUCACUCUUGAACGUGACUUAUAAAAACACCAUAAUGGAAAGUAGCAGGGAAAAAAAAAUCAGUAUUGAAACAGGAAUGAUUUUGGAGAUACAUCUCAAACAAGUAAAUAUAAUCCAAUGAUAAAUUCUUUUUGCAAAACAGGUUAGAUUAUGUCCUCAUUUUUCAGUGUCUUGAUUGAAAUAUUUAGGUUGUGUAAUGUUAUAAAUGCAAAUCUUUCUAAUAAGUUAAAUAACAAAAGCACAAGAAGAUGUGCAAGAUGUAAUUCCUCAAGUGUGGUUGGAAUUGCCUUGACGUGGCAAUCUUACCUCAUGAACUAGCAGUCCUUAAAAUCUAUCGUGCUAUAUAUACUGGUACAUGAAAUUUGGGUGGGCUUUUUAGCUACGCAUGAUCCGUGCAACUAGAAUCCUGAGGUCACGUUCCAAGGCCUUGAAAUGGAAAACCAUUGGAGUUUUCAAGGGGUGCUCUUGAACUUAAAUGAUGUCCUUCACCCUGGCUUAGUGUUACUUCACGUUUCUACUUUAUAAGCGCUAAUAGUUUAAAUUGUAAAUCUGCAAGCGAAUGAUCUAGUCAAAAAAGCUGCUUUUUGUUGUUCUCGCCAGCAGCUUGUUUUCAUAAGGCUGUUUAGAAGACCACCGGAGCCUGACUGAAUGGUUGAUCUGACAGGGCACAUAGGGAUCCCUUUAAAAUACAUUUUCAUAUUUAAAAAAAAAAAAAAAAAAAAAAGCUAUGCAGGAAUUUUUUCUUUUUAUCUCACAGAGUUGCAUAGUGCCACCAGAGAUAGCCCAAGAGCUUCAUUGACCGAUCACGGACCUUCAGAAGUUCAUCUGUAAAUCUAACACCGACCUCACUUGCUUGUUGGCUUCGGUUGAGAAAAUGACUGCUUUGCGUGGCAUGCUGCUAUUUCUUUGGAGUCUGCAAGCAUCUUCAUCAUCUCUUUAAAGUACUACACUUUGUGACGAGUAUGUGGGAUUGUGCCUUUUGUUAUCAAGUACAUGCCACAGGGUAUGGUCUUCCAUUAACACCUUUAGUGAGCCUUAUGAAUGAACAACUGUUGUAAGUUUCAGAAAUAGCCACCAUCCACGAGGUUGCGUUUUGAGCCGUCAAAACUUGCGAUCAAAUUUGUCACAUCACCGCAAAUGAAUAAAAAAAAAACCUUUGUAAAUUUAAUUCAACCAUAAUGGCAAAACAUUUGAUCGGUUCUAGCUAGUGACCUGUUAAAACUCUGUAUGAAAAAAAAAACGUGUUUAGUUUUACAAAGCGUGAACUCUUUAGUGAAGUAGACGUGUGCCGUGUCGUUUUUGUGUGGUAAUGCAUUGGAGAUUAGUUGUAACCCAGUGUCUUGUAGAAUGUUGGCAUGACUCCUUUUCUCUAUGUUGUAUUGACGUCAAAGUAUCCACCUGAAAUGGACUGAAGUGCAAUAACUUUUUUUGUGCGCCAUAGUAUCCUUAAUGGAGGAAAAUGCCCUCUUACAUUAUCCAUCAUAUUUUUUUUUCCUUUAAGCAGGGUAUUUAAUUUCACUUAUUUAUUUAUUUUAUUUUUGGAUUGUACAAAUUUGAACUCCUUCCUGCUUUGCCUCCAUAAGUGGCACUUUCUUGUGGAAUGUACAAUGGACUUGGUGGAAACUGUGAUAGGUGUCAAAGCCUUAUCGAUACUUCUUGCUUACUGGAAAGAUGGCAUUUCUGUUUGUUCAUCGGUUGAUAGGUCAGAGAGUGCCGUUUUCCAUGAACCUUCUUCUGCGCCACUUAAAGUCAGUGUCUGCUUUUUGUGGCAUGUUAAGCAUUUGUGUAUGUGUGUGUGGGGGGUGUUUAGACCUGUUCAUUUACCUCUGAUCAGUUGAUACCAAAAGCAAAGCUCAUUGCCAGGAAUUACAGUUCUUUUUCGGAUUAGAGAUUGUGAUAGCUGUAUUUGGAAAUGGUAUCUUGAAUGUUAUUGUUGUCACCAGUGAAAUAUGCAGGUUUUUAUUUCUCCCCACACAACAUUUGAACUUUGGGCCAUAUGUUCUGCGGUACCAAAGAACGUUUCAUUGCUGAUCUUUGGAUCAGGUUUUGUGUUUUGUCUGACAUCAAGAUCCCAAUAUUUGUUGUUUCAUGUCUUUGUAAAUUUUAGAAAAAUUAAAAAAAGUGGAACUUGUACCAUAAUGAAACAUUCCUUUUGAAUUUCAUAGAACAAAACAGAGAUACCAUUGGCAGCCAAUACCAGAAGUCAUAUAAUAAUCUUCAAAGUAACUUACUUUAAGCUCUUUCAUUUUGGCCUCAAGCAAUCAAUGACUUCAUAUUUGAUAUCACAGGGAGCACACUGAAUAAAGUAAUCUAGUAUUUCACAAUAUAGGACCAAUGUAUGUCUCUGUAGAGAUGGCCACUUGAAUGAAUUCAAGAACAAGCAAUACAAGUAUCAAGAGACAAUUGUAUAUUUCUAAAGAUUUGUUGGCUCUGGCUGCUUUUGGCCUGGCUAUGUAAUCUGUGGCACCUUAGGUUAACACCCUCUUCUUGUAACUGAAACCAACAUAAGAGAUUUCAGUGCUGAGAGAGCCUUAUUUCAGUCAAACUGAAUGUGAAUUGGAUGUGUGCAGGAUUUGGCCAUUUCAAAGCGACUGGCUUUAAUCGAGCGGACCUCCUGCGUUCCGUGUUUGAAUCCAGUUUCACUAGGACCCGCCGUCUUUAAGACUUUCCAAAAGAUUGCUGUUACAAAAAAAAAAAAGCAAAAAUACUACACAGUGGCUACGUUUCCAUCGCCAAAAUGCAGAACCGAAAGGCUGGGAUAGAUGAAAGACUCGUAUUUCCGAUAAAACAGGGUUACGGUCUCUGCUUCCAAGCUCUGCUUGAACAUGCCAAGUAUUUGACUCGGUGAUGUGACGGAAACACAUUAUGACGUGUAGGAAAUGUGACCCUGAUUAAUAAAAAAAAAAAAAAAACGAAACAAAACUGCACUAUUUACUUGAGUAUUGAACCCCAAGCUGUUCUCUGCUAAUGUUUAGACGAUGGAAAUAUAGUCACGAUCGUGUAGGGCAGCACCCAGUGUGUAUGUGUUGUGUGAGUGCGACAAACAGGGGUCAUAUCAACCCUGUAUACCUCAUCGACAUAUCUGCAAAUAUUCUUAUCCUGUCUUUAAGUUGAACGUGUAGGAGAUACCAUCACCAGCAGAAGCCUGGGACCAUUGCAGGGUCUACGACAUCACACCAAUUCCAUAUCAAACAAUAAGAUUACGACUUGCUUGCCGCUUCAAGUCUGACCCAUACCCGCAGUGUCGCCAACACAAUGGUUUAGAAUUAGCGAAACGUGAGGCAUUUUAAGUAGCAUUAUCCUACCUCUGUGUUACAGCUUGAUGCAUCGAAAUCUCCACCAGUUGUUGACAAAUGGAAAUAUAUAUGUAUAUGGAACAGAUAUAACUUAUAACCAACAAUCGGUGAUAUAGGACAACAGUUAGUGUACUCGACUGUGUGUCUGUCUGUGUGUAACAUGAUAAUUGUUAGUGUAUACACAACAGAGUACCACUGGAAUGUGAAGCCAGACUGUAUUAUGAUUUUUUUUUUUUUUUUUUUUUUUUUUUUUUUUUGUGUAUUUUAUUUUUUUUUUUUUUCUUUAUUCAAAGUCAACUUUCUCCCCAUUAUAUUUCAAAUGAUGUCAAAUGUGUCUUGCCUCUAUCGCUUCUUUUGUUUUUUUUGCUUUUUUUUGACAAAACGGAGAAAAAUAUCAGCCUAUACUAGCUGGCAUUUACAUUUGUGCUCAUUUUUUUUUUUUCUCUUUUUUUUUUUUUUUUUCUCCGCUUUCUCUCACUUCUAAAUGUUCACUGUGAGCGCUCUGAACUCAAGUUUACAGCUCUUCAUGGUAUGUACGUGUAUUUGGUCGAGUUCAGUAGAGUGCGUGGAUGGUUGUAUGACUUUGGUACUGAAGCAACAACUCAAUUUUCUACUGGUGGUGGGGGUUUGAAAGGGGGUUGGUUGGUUUGAGUUAUGCACAUUCAUUCUGUACUAAAAUAUGGGGUAUGUAGAAUUCCCUAGCCUUACACCCUUCCAAAAACACUACGCCGGUCACUGGCUAAUUUGCAUUAGCUAUCCACCACCCUGCCAACUUUGUACCUCUGUACAUAUCCAUUUUGGACCUGGGGGCACGGGGAGAAUUCGGUGGAUUCUGCCUGAAUCUGUCAGGACGGUCACGUGACCCCUCCUAGACCUGAGGAAGGAGAACCCUCACCCUUUCAACCCCACAAAAAGACCUCAAGCCAUUCAUUUCCUUAUGUGACAAUGCAAUCCUGAAAGCACUUUGCCUUGUUAAUUCAUAGUAUGAGCUUGUGAAUGGUUACUUGUUACUAACAGAUGUGAAACUCUGUAUAUGUAUUUAAGUAAGAAAGAACAUAAUCAUUUUUAAUUUGAGCUUAUUAAAAAUGAAUUGGUCUCUCUGACUUUAAAGACAAAAAAAAAAAAAAAAUCCCAUGUUUUUGUUAGUCAGGUUCAUGAACUGCUGCAGCCAGUAGGUCUUGUCAUUCAGUAUCGUGGCUUAGAAUUGGUAAUGUUGAAAUAAAAUGCUAUUGCUACAUACAA
Molecule: messenger RNA, 12307 nt
Organism: Ctenopharyngodon idella (grass carp)
Lineage: Eukaryota; Metazoa; Chordata; Actinopteri; Cypriniformes; Xenocyprididae
Gene: ankrd52a
Product: ankyrin repeat domain 52a
Exons: 28
Coding region: 143-3358 (1071 amino acids)
Molecular function (GO): protein binding
Source: RefSeq, a predicted model, not a curated record